Molecule: messenger RNA, 375 nt
Organism: Colletotrichum truncatum
Lineage: Eukaryota; Fungi; Ascomycota; Sordariomycetes; Glomerellales; Glomerellaceae
Source: RefSeq, a predicted model, not a curated record
AUGGUCUCUGCUAAAUCAGUCCUGUGUGCUCUGUCGAUUCAGGUGAUCGCCGUUACAGCGGCUCCACUGGCCAGUGCAAAUCCCGAAACUGCCCUCAUAGCGCAGGCUUCCGUCCACAUGUGCGAGCACAUUCGCUGGACAGGAGCGUGCCGAAACCAGCUUGUGCCACUAGACAGUUGCAGAAACGUUCCUGCAGCAUGGAACGACCGCAUCAGUUCCAUCCGAAAUGAUAGCAGGUUGGAUUACAAAUGCACCUGGUAUAUACACUCGAACUGUCGAGGAGCAUCUUACAGCAACCAAAACGACGCCAACUUGAGGGACGGGAACGGCCGCUUCAACGACUCCAUCAGCAGCUUUUCUUGCAAAAGGAGAUAA